This is a messenger RNA of Chenopodium quinoa (quinoa), 1515 nucleotides long. RefSeq names its product prohibitin-1, mitochondrial-like. Lineage: Eukaryota; Viridiplantae; Streptophyta; Magnoliopsida; Caryophyllales; Amaranthaceae. The record is from RefSeq and is a predicted model, not a curated record. Gene Ontology annotation, biological process: mitochondrion organization. Bases 415 to 1287 code for a protein of 290 amino acids. The transcript has 6 exons. Gene Ontology annotation, cellular component: mitochondrion; membrane.
UUUUUUGUAUUUUACUCUAUUUUUCAUGUACUUUAUAUAAUUUUUCCUCUUAUUUCUUAAUUUCUGUGUUUUUUUACUAAACAGGAACUAUUUUUGAUGGAGGAGGGAGUACUAAUUAUUACCAAUAGAUGGGCCGAGAAAUAAUCCGGGCGAGAACUAGUGAUCAAGCCCAGUAAGUAUAGUCAUCAAUUUAGCAUGAUCAUUCUAACUUGAGAGGCCCAGUAAGUAUAGUCAGGAAUUUAGCAUGAUCAUUCUUACUUCAGCGAGUACUUACUUGCUUCAAAAGAAAUACUGAGCAAUUCAGACGUCCUCUCAAUCUCUCCUAAAACUCACUCUCUUCCUCUGUACUUCUUCGUUUCCAGAAAUUGAUCAACGUUGCUAGAUAUAAUCUUCUUCUUCACUUCAUCGUAAAUCAUGGAAGAAUUUGACAUUAAUUUCAUCAAGAAGAAAAUUGCUACUCUGCCUGGUGGUGGGGGAGCAUUAUCUCGGUGGAAAAAGAUAGGACUAUUUGUCAUUGGUGGGCUAGGGGUUCAUGCUGCUUUGAGUAGUUAUUACAAUGUUGAAGGAGGACAUCGUGCCAUUGUGUUCAACCGCAUGACUGGUCUCAAGGACAAGGUGUACCCAGAAGGAACACACAUGCUAAUUCCAUGGAUUGAGAAGCCAUACAUCUUUGAUGUUCGUGCACAACCACAAGUGGUAGAGAGUACUUCAGGGAGUCGUGAUCUUCAAAUGGUCAGGACUGGUCUGCGAGCGUUAACCCGUCCCGAGCCUGACAUGCUACCAACAAUUUAUCGGACACUUGGUAAGGGCUUUAAUGAGGUGGUCUUGCCCUCUAUAAUCCAUGAAACUUUGAAAGCUGUGAUUGCUCAAUACAAUGCCAGUCAGCUCCUUACUCAGAGGAAGGCUGUCAGUAGGGAGAUAAGGAAGAUAGUGGCAGAGAGGGCUGCUGAUUUCAGAAUCACAUUGGAUGAUGUUUCUAUCACAAGCCUGAAAUUCAGCGAUGAGUUCACUUCUGCAAUUGAGGCUAAACAGGUGGCUGCACAGGAUGCUGAACGAGCCAAGUUUGUUGUAGAAAAAGCUGAACAAGACAAGAAAAGUGCUAUAAUCAAGGCACAGGGAGAAGCCAAGAGUGCUGAACUCAUUGGUAAAUCUAUUGCCCAAAACCCUGCGUUCAUUACUCUCAGGAGAAUUGAAGCUUCCAGAGAUAUUGCUCAUACUGUGGCAAAGUCGUCUAACAAGGUGCUGCUGAAUUCAAGUGACCUGUUGCUGAAUAUGGGUGAUAAUUGAUUGUCUAUAUCAUUGGACAGAAGUUUUUGAUGUCGUUGCUUGCUGUUGAAACACUAUGACCACAGAAAAGUUAUGAAUAACACUGAAACUGUUUGGCGUUUGUGAAUGCUUCUUUUUCUGGUGGUUUGAAAUAAUGUAACCAUUCUAAGGGGAUAAAGAGAUUUUAUUGUAGUUCUGAAACAAUGAACUUUAAAGUCUUAAAAUCUACUAAUUUUCUUAAGUGUCAAA